AUGGACAAUGAGCAAGAAGAAGAAAACACUGAGCCAAAGAUGACAAAAAUCAAAAGAAAAGAACUAGGGUUCUCAUGCAUGUUGAAUUCUGAGGUUGGUGCUAUUCUAGCUGUGAUUCGACGAGUACCAGAUUCUCAAUUCUACCACCUUUCUGACGACAAUUAUGAUUCAUCAAUUCUUCAAUCAUUGAAAUCAUUAAGAUCGCUUAUCUUCAAUCCUGAUCAAGAAUGGGGGAAGAUCGAUCCUUCUGUCUACUUGUCUCCUUUUCUCGAUGUGAUACAAAGUGAUGAUGUCCCUAUAGUAGCAACCGGGGUGGCCCUUUCGUCCCUUAUCAAGAUUCUGAGGCUCGAAAUAUUCGAUAAGAACACUCCCGGGAGUAAAGACAUCAUGAACGCUGCUGUGACUGCGAUCCAAGGUUGUCGCGUCGAGAAAACUGAUCCCCUUUCUGAAGAGGCCAUCAUGAUGCGAAUUUUGCAUGUUCUAACCGCGAUUAUGAGACAUUCAGCUUCUGUUCUGCUUUCUGAUCACUCUGUUUGUACUGUCGUCAACACCUGUUUUCAGGUCAUACAGCAAUCCGCCUAUCGGGGAAACUUGCUUCAGCGUAGCGCGAGGUACACAAUGCAGGAACUGAUUCAGAUAAUUUUUUAUAGGUUACCUGACGUCGAAGCAAAUGAUCAGGAAGAAUCUGAAUCAGACACUGAGGAUGGUAGUUUGGAUUCUGGUUUUGGGCUCCGUGCAGCUGUAGAUAUCUUCCAUUUUUUGUGUUCUUUACUGAAUGUGGUGGAAGCUCACGAGCCUGAGGCCCUACAUAAUCAGUCAGCGGAUGCAGAUGUUCAGCUUUUUUCCCUGCUUUUGAUCAACUCUGCCAUUGAAUUGAGUGGCGAUAGCAUAGGGAAGCAUCGAAAGCUUUUGAGGAUGGUCCAAGAUGACUUGUUCCACCAUUUGGUUCAUUAUGGAGCAUAUUCUAGUCCCUUAGUUUUGUCCAUGAUCUGCAGUACUGUUUUGAACAUCUAUCAGUUCCUUCGCAGGUCGGUUCGCCUCCAGUUGGAAGGCUUCUUCUCGUAUGUUUUGUUCAGAGCUUCAAAUCGCUGGAACUCAUCCCAACUCCAAGAAAUUGCAACUGAAGCAAUUGUGAAUUUCUGCCGCCAACCUAACUUCACAAUUGAAGUGUAUGUGAAUUAUGAUUGUGAUCCUUGUUCUGGGAAUAUAUUUGAGGAGAUAGGCAAGUUGCUCUGCAAGCAUGCAUUCCCUACUGGUGGCCCGUUGACAAGUUUGCAAGUCUUAGCAUUUGAAGGUCUCAUAGUUAUCAUUCACAAUAUCGCUGAUCGUGUUGAUAAAGAAGAUGACGAUAGCCCUUCUGGACCAUAUCCAGUUGAGAUUUCUGAGUAUAAGCCUUUCUGGGAAGAGGUGUCCAUAGAUGACGGUAAAGAGGCAUGGGUAGAUUCUGUCAGGCUGAGGAAAGCACAGAAGAAAAAGAUAUUAAUCUCUGCAAAUCAUUUCAAUCAAGACGACAAAAAGGGAUUGGAGUACUUGAAAAUUUCCAAGUUAAUUCCUGAUCCUCCUGAUCCAAAAGCCUACGCUUUGUAUUUCCACUGCACUCCUGGACUCGACAAGACCAUGAUUGGAGAAUAUCUCGGCGAUCCGGAUGAAUUUCACAUUCAAGUUCUUAAAGAGUUCACAGAAACCUUUGAGUUUACUGGUAUGAUAUUGGACUCAGCUUUACGAAUCUUCUUGGAAACUUUCAGGUUACCUGGAGAAUCUCAGAAAAUUCACAGGAUAUUGGAAGCAUUUUCAGAUAGGUUUUAUGAUCAGCAAUCCUCAGAAGUCUUUGUGAGCAAGGAUGCCGUGUUUGUUCUUUGCUAUUCAGUCAUCAUGCUCAACACUGAUCAACACAAUCCACAAGUCAAGAAAAAGAUGACUGAAGAGGAAUUCAUUAGGAAUAAUCGGCAGAUCAAUGGAGGAAAUGAUCUUCCCAGAGAAUAUCUAUCUGACCUGUUCCAGUCUAUAUCUUCCCAUGCAAUCACAGUGUUUGGUCAAUCUGGUGGAUCUGUGGAAAUGAAUCCCAACAGAUGGAUUCAGCUAGUUAACCGUGCUAAGCGCAUAAGUCCAUUUGUAUUGUGCGAUUUUGAUCGUCGACUGGGAAGAGAUAUGUUUGCUGCUGUAGCUGGACCUGCAGUUGCUACUCUCGCUGCAAUCUUUGAACAAACUGAAGAAGACGAGAUUCUCCAUGAGUGUGUUGAAGUGUUAUUCUCAAUAGCUAGAAUAGCUCAAUAUAACUUAGAAGACACUCUUGAUGAGCUCAUUUCUUCCUUUUGCAAGUUCACCACCUUGUUAAAUCCCUACGCAUCUGCGGAAGAAACUUUGUAUGCUUUCAGCAAUGAUAUGAAGCCCAGGAUGGCCACUCUGGCAGUUUUUACCAUUGCAAACACUUUCAAAAAUUCCAUUGGAGGAAGUUGGAGAACCAUUGUUGACUGCUUGUUGAAACUGAGAAGGCUCAAGUUACUUCCACAGCCUCUUGUUGAACUUGAUGCCAAUCCAGAUUUGUCUACAGAGUCGGGUGCUUCUUCUGUGAAUCCUACUAGAUACGGCCAUGCACGCGGUACCUCUGGCUUAAUCGGCAGAUUCUCACACUUCCUAUCAUUAGAGAGCGUGGAAGAGUCUCUAAAUCUUGGUGUCAGUGAAUUUGAACAGAAUCAGAAAAUUAUCCAGCAAUGCCAUAUAGAGAACAUCUUUACCACCAGUUCAAGUUUACCAGAUGAGGCAUUACUUAAUCUCGGACGUGCUCUUAUAUAUGCCGCGGCUGGAAAAAAGUUCAGCACUCCUGUGGAGGAGGAGGAAACUGUAGAAUUCUGUUGGGAUUUGAUAGUCAUCAUUGCUAUAGUCAACAUGCACAGAUUCUCUACCUUUUGGCCUCAUUACCAUGACUAUUUGCUAGGAGUUGCACAAUUUCCUGUGUUUUCUCCUAUCCCAUUUGCCGAAAAGGCUAUUGUAGCUCAGAUGAAAAUCUGCCUCAGGGUCCUUUCUGAGCAUCGCGAUGAUAAACUCCCGGAGGAACUCAUCUUUAAAUCAAUGAAUUUCAUGUGGAAGCUGGAAAAAGAAAUACUCGACACCUGUUCCGAGUACCUUAUACAGUCAAUCACCAAGAUUCUUACGGAAUACCCUGCAAAUUUGCAAAGUAGCAUAGGAUGGAAGACAGUCCUACAUCUGUUGUCAACCUCUGGGCGUCAUCCUGAAACAUAUGAGCAAAGCGUCGAAUCCCUAAUCAAUUUAAUGUCUGCAGGGACUCACAUUUCACGUACAAAUUAUGCAUUCUGCAUCGAGUGUGCAUUUGGUUUCGUUGCACUGAGGAACAGCCCAGUGGAGAUGAAUGUAAAGAUAAUGGACCUGAUGUCACACUCGGUAAAAUUGUUGGUUCAGUGGUAUGGAAGUGGAUACUCUGAUCCGGGUAGCAAUGCAAGCGUGGGAAGUAAUUCUAGCAGUACCUCCUUGGACGACAAUGCAAAAUCAUCUAGCUCAGCCAGCUUCGUCAUGAACUUAUUUGUCAAGCUCGGUGAAGCUCUGAGAAAGACAUGCCUAGCCAGGAGAGAGGAGGUAAGAAACCAUGCGGUCUUGUCUCUUCAGAGAAGCUUCAUGCUAGCCGAGGAACUAUGUUUCACACCAGCCAAUUGUGUUUACUGUUUUAACUGUUUGAUCUUUGCAAUGGCGGAUGAUAUACAUGAGAAAAUGCUGGAAUACUCAAGGAGAGAGAAUGCUGAGAGGGAAACGCGAAGCAUGGAAUCGAGUUUGAAGCUGGCCAUGGAGGUCUUAACAGAUGUUUAUUGCCAGUUGUUGAAGCCAAUAUCAGAAAGUCCUCAUUUCAGACCAUUUUGGAUGGGUCUCUUGAGAAGAAUGGAUACCUGCAUGAAGGCUGAUUUGGGAGAAUAUGGCAAAUCAACCAUGGAAGAUGUAAUACCCACCUUACUGAAGAAAAUUAUCUCGGCAAUGAAGGAGCAUGAUUUGUUGGUUCCAAGAGAAGGUGAUGAUCUGUGGGAAAUAACUUACGUCCAGAUUCAAUGGAUUGCUCCCACUCUCAAGGAUGAACUAUUUCCCGAUGCACCAUAA
Oldenlandia corymbosa var. corymbosa is the source of this 4101-nucleotide messenger RNA. NCBI's taxonomy places the organism in Eukaryota, Viridiplantae, Streptophyta, Magnoliopsida, Gentianales, Rubiaceae. The record is from the annotation of a GenBank genome assembly.